UCCUCACACUUUCUUUCCAAUCAUUUUUUCGUACGAAGAGUUCAUUUUCCAUCCCCUGCAUUUCUCUCUAUAACUUAGCUUCCGUUUAUUCUUUUAAACUUGUGUCAAAUUCUUCAUAAGCUAUGGGUAACGUCUUUUCAAUUCAAUGCGGUGAUGCCUUGAUCGGUCGUUGCUGGGAUUGCGUUGCUGGACAAGCUCUUUAUGUAUGUCAGCUUGAAGACAAUCUUCAAGAACUUGAGACUGCAAGAGAUAAAUUAAGAGAGCUGAGCAAUGAUGUGAUGCGGAUGGUCAUCAGUGAGGAAACUCCACAAACAGUGCAGCUGGAUCGAGUUGGAGGAUGGCUUUCAAGGGUAGACGCUACCAUUACUGAAGUUAAUUCUCUCCUCAACAGAGCUACGCGAGAAAGACAGAAAUUGUGUCUCGCAGGCUGUUGCUCCAAGAACUGUAAGUCCACCUACAUGUUUGUGAAAAGCGUUUCCGGAAGCCUCAAACAUGUGGUUGGUUUGAUGAGCGAAGGUGAAUUCAAAGAAGUGGUUAUCAGGGCCCCUGCUGUCCAACUUCAAGCUAAUCUCGAAGCUUUAAGGACUGCAAGACGAGAAUUAUGGGCUUCAAAGCAGGAUGUGAAGCGGAAGGUUGACUUAGAGGAAGGACAACAAAAGAAGGCGCUGCAACAAGUUCUAUUGUGGCUUUCGAUGGCGGAAGCGAUGAUAACCGAAGCAAAGGAGCUCGAAAGAGAUGGUCCGCAACAAGUUCAGAAAUUGCUAGCUGGAGAUAUUUCCAAUUACAUGUUCGUGGGAAGGGUCGCCAAAAAAUUAGAAGAUGUGAUUGCGUUAAAAGCCAAAGGAGAUUUUAAGGAAGUGGUUGAGAGGACACUUCCAGAACCAGUGGUAGUAAGAAAUGUUAAUCCAACAGUGGGCACUGAAACUACCUUAGACGAGGCAUGGAGCUUCAUCACGGGAGAUCAGGUGGGAAUUUUUGGCAUAUACGGUAUGGGGGGAGUCGGUAAAACUACUCUCCUUGCUCAAAUCAACAAUAGAUUUGCCACUAUAUCUAAUAAUUUUGAUGUUUUGAUUUGGGCUGUGGUUUCUAAGGAUUUGAAACUUGAGAAGAUUCAAGAGCAGAUUUGGAAAAAAAUUGGCUUUUUGGGUGACAAAUGGGAAAAGAAAAGCCUCCGUGAGAAAGCAGAUGACAUAUUCCAUGCAUUGAGUAGAAAGAAAUUUGUAUUAUUGUUAGAUGACAUAUGGCAACGAGUUGACCUUGAAGAAAUUGGGGUUCCUCUCCCUACAAGACAAAACAGAUCCAAGAUAGUAUUCACAACACGCUCUUACAGAGUAGGCAGGCAAAUGGAAGCUGAAAAGAUGAUAAAAGUGAAACCUUUGGAUUGGGAAGAAGCUUGGGCAUUGUUUCAGAAGAAGGUUGGGGAUAUUGAUCUUGAUAUUGUUCCUCUGGCUCAAGAUGUUGCUAAAGAGUGUAGAGGAUUGCCAAUCGCUCUCAUUACCAUUGGUAGAGCCAUGGCCAGUAGAAUUACAAGGGAAGAAUGGAAGCAUGCUCUUAAGGUACUAAGAAGUUCUGCCUCAAGCUUACCAGUCAUGGAGGAUGAGGUAUUUCAAGAUAUGGAGGUUGAGGUAUUUGUACGAUUGAAAUUUAGUUAUGAUAGUCUGAGUAGUGAUAAAGUUAAAUCUUGUUUCUUAUAUUGUUCGUUAUUUCCGGAAGACUCUGAAAUUCACAAACGUGAAUUGGUAGAUUAUUGGAUUUGUGAGAAUUUUGGUGAUCACAAUGAGUCAUAUUCUAUAAUAUGUUCACUUGUUGGGGCAUGUUUAUUGGAAGAGCAAGGCGAACAUGUGAAAAUGCAUGAUGUGAUUCGUGACAUGGCUCUGUGGAUAGCAUGUAAAUAUGAAAAAGAAAAGCACAAGUUUUUUGUGGAAGCGGGUGCCCAAUUAACUCAAGUAUCAGAGGUUGGAACAUGGGAAGGAUCAAAACGGAUGUCCCUGAUGGCAAACUCCUUUGAAAGAAUCCAUGAAGUUCCUAGAUGUCCUGAUCUCUUGACUUUAUUUCUCAGUGAUAAUCGUCUUUUAAGGGAGAUCGGUGAUGGUUUCUUUCAAUUUAUGGAUAUACUAAAUGUUCUGGACCUCUCAGGCACUUGUAUAAGGGAAUUGCCGAUGGGAAUAUCAAAAUUGAACUCAUUGCAAUAUCUUAAUCUGUCAGGGACGCAGAUAAGGCAAUUGCCAGUUGAGUUGAAAAUGUUGGUAAAUCUGAAAUAUCUGAACUUGGAUGGUAACAUCAAUCUAAAUAUGAUUCCAAGGGGAGUCAUAUCUAGUUUAUCAUCAUUGCAAGUUUUGGAAAUGUACAACAUUGGUAUUUUUGAGGUCAAAAAAGGGGAAGAUAAUAUAUUGAGGGAAGAUAAUAUGCUAAUAGAGGAGCUACAAUGUUUGGAACACUUGAAUGUAUUAAGCAGCACAAUAACAAGUGUCUCAGGUCUCCAGAGUUAUGUCAACGCCCUCACAUUAUGA
Molecule: messenger RNA, 2510 nt
Organism: Hevea brasiliensis (rubber tree)
Lineage: Eukaryota; Viridiplantae; Streptophyta; Magnoliopsida; Malpighiales; Euphorbiaceae
Product: probable disease resistance protein At1g15890
Exons: 1
Coding region: 123-2510 (795 amino acids)
Molecular function (GO): protein binding; ADP binding
Source: RefSeq, a predicted model, not a curated record